Messenger RNA from Rotaria socialis, 1896 nucleotides. The record is from the annotation of a GenBank genome assembly. Lineage: Eukaryota; Metazoa; Rotifera; Eurotatoria; Philodinida; Philodinidae.
AUGGCUCCGUUUCUCGUCGGUGUUUAUCGAUGGGAUAAUUGGCUGCUAAGCGAAAUGUUAUUAAGAACAAACAUUACUGUUAUUGAUGUAACUCAAUCGACCUUUAUCAUUCACCAAAAGCUAAAAGAACUCGACGGUCAGAAACCACUACAUCAUUCUUCUCGGAUAGGAGCAGUUUACAACGAUGAAUUGACCAAAAAUAUAUCAGGGACAGACUAUAAAGUUGGUUUUAUUAACAAUGCUCCUCAAAUACUCUCAGGUGAUUGUCAAAAAAGUCAAUGUGAACUCAAGGAUAAUUUGCUUCAAAGUGAGGUUAUUCUACUCAAGCAAAGAGCGAAUGCACAGAAGUACAUAGCCGUACUCGCUAUUAACCGGGGACAAAUGCCACUCGUGUGGAAUUGGGUUUGCUGGGCGAAACGAAUUGGAUUUCAGAACUACAUUUUACUUGCCGAAGAUUUUGAAGCCUACAAUAUACUACGAGCAGCCAAUGAACCAGUAUUCAUCUCGCUCAAACAGUCAUUAGAUACUUCGUCAAAAUCAGAAGCCAAAUAUGGUUCAUAUGAUCUUCAGAUUAUUACGAUGUAUCGUCUCGAAUUCCUCAUGCGCGUGCUUCGUGCGGGCUAUCAUUUUCUUAACACGGACAUAGACACUAUUUGGCUUUCCAAUCCGUUUGAUUCUAUUUCACAAAACUUAUCAAUUACAAUUCAAGGUCAAAUGCACAAAAAAAUGAAAAUGAGCCGAGGCCUCAUUAUUGUUCAUGCUACUCCACAAGGUCGUCAUUUUUGGCAGAACGUAAUCAAAUGCGAAAGUCAAAUUCUUGUGAAAUUACAAGAACAGCAAUUUUACAAAAACAAACUUCCAGCUAGCGCCUUCACAGACCAAGAAUGCAUAAACGAUCGUCUCAAAUUCACAACAGUCAAGUUCCUUGAUCCUUACCUCUUCCCUGAUGAACUUUCUUUCUUUGAUCAACACCGAUCCCAAAGUAGAGGACUUGUACCAGUUGUCAUCCACGAAAACUGGCUUGCAGGAUUAGAAUCAAAAAUAAAACGAUUACGGUCAUGGGAUCUCUUAGCAAGUACUGACAGUUCAUGCGAUUCAUUAGGAAACGGUAUACCUUACAGCUUGCCCGAUAGGACCGCCCCUGUCCGCAUUCGUAUUCGUGUUCUUACUUACAACCGGCUCAAAAGCCUUCAACGAUUGCUAAUGAGUCUUCAGCUUGCGAAUUAUUCGAGCGAUUCUGUCGCAUUAGAUAUUUCAAUAGAUCGACCUUCUUCAAAGGCUAGUGUAGCCGAAAAAAAUCGAUGGAAGCAAGUUAUAGCGUACAUGGGAGAUGGUGCACAACAUUCAUCUAAGUUUCGAUGGUCACAUGGCCCUCUUUCGAUUACUGUUCACAAAAAGCAUGUUGGUUUGUUUGGUCAAUGGACAUUAGCGAAUAAUCAUCAAGAUGUUCAACUGAUUCUUGAGGACGAUAUUGAAGUGUCACCUCACUUUUACAUUUUUCUUAAGCAAGCUAUCAACUUCUACUACAUGAAUCAGAGUAAUUACGACAGUCGAAUGUUUGGUUUAUCGCUGCAGCAUCAGCAUACAGUGCUCGGGCAGAGAACGAGCUUUCGUAUUCGAUCGAUUGGCAAAGAACUCAAUGAAACAGGUGCUCCAGUAUUUUUCAAAUAUCAGUUACUUGGAACGUGGGGUGCCGUAUUUUUUCCCGAACAUUGGCACGCCUUCCUGAAAUGGAUCGCAGCAGUGAAAAUUGAUGACAUGGAAGCAGGGUGUACUCCUAGUGGUCUUGUCUCGACACAAUGGUGGAUGGAACGAUAUCGCACUGGGAGAAUAUGGGAGACCUGCUCUGGACAGAAGGCCGGCCUGACUCAGAGUUCUUCACGCUUAAUUGCUUAA